Protopolystoma xenopodis is the source of this 288-nucleotide messenger RNA. The record is from the annotation of a GenBank genome assembly. Lineage: Eukaryota; Metazoa; Platyhelminthes; Monogenea; Polystomatidea; Polystomatidae.
UACGGUCUCAUGGACGCUGCUGCGAUGGUUGAACUGGCUCUUCGCUGGCCACGAGUCCCACCUCAACGUGUUUGUGAAGCACAGGCCCCAAUGACGGACAAUCGUGUACUCAUUCGGGCUCAACGCGUGGAGAAAAUGUAUCUGACAACUGAUGGUUGCGCGGAAGUGGCGCGUCGCCGUGGCGAUCCGUCGCAGAGAGUCGUCUAUCUGGAGCAUGUGCAAGCCAAGUAUGGUGGCGCCUUUCUGCUUUCAGAGCAUGAUAUCUUUUGGAUGUUCCUCUUCAGCUGA